CAGGCGCGCCCCCGCGGCCGGGAGAAGAGGCUGGAGGAAGAUGGAGACUGCAGCAGGAGCAGCAACAGCAGCAGCAACAGCAGCUUAUGGAGCCGGCAAGGCUGGCGGAGCCUUCGACCCCCUCACCUUCAUCAGGCAGCCGCAGACCAUCGUCAGGGCUGUCAGCUGGAUUUUCUCGAUUGUUGUGUUUGGAUCGAUCGUGAACGAGGGGUAUGUGAACCGUCCGAACGAGAUCGAGGAGCACUGCAUCUUCAACCGUAACGCUAACGCCUGUAACUACGGCAUCACCAUUGGCACGCUGGCCUUCUUCGGCUGCCUGGCCUUCCUCACCCUCGACGCCUACUUCCCGCAGAUCAGCAGCGUCAAGGACCGCAAAAAAGCCGUCCUGGGGGACAUCGGAUUUUCGGCCUGCUGGUCCUUCCUGUGGUUCGUCAGCUUCUGUUUCCUCACCAACCAGUGGCAGGUGACCAACCUGGCGGAGGACAACCCGCUGAAGGAAGGGGCGGACGCGGCCCGUGCUGCCAUCACCUUCUCCUUCUUCUCAAUCUUCACCUGGGCGGGCCAAGCGUUCCUUGGCUACCAGCGGUACCGCCUGGGUGCCGACUCAGCGCUCUUCUCCCAGGACUACACCGACCCGAACCUGGACGCCUCGGUGCCCUACGUUUCCGGCGACGAGAUGGAACCGCCCGGGUCCUACCAGCAGCCGCUGUCGGGCGGCGCCUACACCAGCGGGGCCGACGGCUACCAGUCGCAGGGCUACUGAGCGGGGGGAGGGGCCGAGGCUGCCCACACAACCCCCACCAUCCAUCCCCCAGUGGGGCAGCUACACACUUUACUGGGCAACUCUGCAUCCCAGCCCGAGGCGGCUUGUGGCCAUCAGCGUGUCUCGACUAGACCCAGGCAGGUAGUCCUCAUCUCCUCGUGGAUCAGUCACGGACAUCAGAGAGUCAACAAACCCCUGGGCUCUCGACCGCUUGAUAAUACCUGGGUCAGCUGAUCAGUGGUGGGUGGGAGACAUAUCACAAUUAUAUUUAUAUGUAUGUAUGUAUAUGUACCCAUACAUACACAUAUACAUGCAUACAUACAAUUACACACACAUACAUAUAUACACACGUAUACAUGAGUAGGAACUGCAGAUGCUGGUUUAAACCGAAGAUAAGACACAAGAAGCUGGAGUAACUCAGCGAGUCAGGCAGCAUCUUUGGAGAGAAGGAAUGGGUGACACUUCAGGUUGAAUCCCUACCUUGGAAGACAGUAGGAAGAAGGGUCUCGACGCAAAACGUCACCCAUUCCUUCGUUCCAGAGAUGCUGCCCUGUCCUGCUGAGUUACUCCAGCGUUUUUGUGUCUAUAAACAUGUACAUAUGUGUUUGUGUAGGUGUGUGCGUGUAUAUAAUGUGUGUGUGUGUGUGUAUAUAUAUAUAUUAUAUAUGUAUGUGUGUGUAGGAAGGAACUGCAGAUGCUCCAGCAUUUUGUGUGUAUCUUAUUUGUACGUGUGUUGCUUUGAGCCAGUUAAAGUGGUACCCCUCACUCACCUCCCCUCAGUAACUCCCCAGUGACACAGUUUCCCCAUCCCCUCUACAGCCCCCCACUCCCCUCCCCUCCACACAGACACGCCCACCCAUCCAUUGCUUUGUGUAUGUGAGGGGGGUUUCAAUUCCUCCCCACCCCAUUAUUUCCUCCUUCCCCCCC
Molecule: messenger RNA, 1690 nt
Organism: Leucoraja erinaceus (little skate)
Lineage: Eukaryota; Metazoa; Chordata; Chondrichthyes; Rajiformes; Rajidae
Product: synaptogyrin-1-like
Exons: 4
Coding region: 41-763 (240 amino acids)
Cellular component (GO): synaptic vesicle membrane; neuromuscular junction
Source: RefSeq, a predicted model, not a curated record